ACAAUCAUAACAACAACAAAAAAACAACAAACUUGCUGAAAGAGCUGGGGCUGGUUCUGUUGGACAGUCGAAUGUGCUUGAUGGGCCGGCCUUCUUGACACUCUUACACACCCGGUCUCCCUCUCCAAAAAUAUACCCCGCCACCCCGCCGCCAUGUCUACUAGCCGGGAACUCGUCACGGCCGCUGUCCAGCAACUGCCCAUUCACUUUGCCGAAGUGGAGCAAGACCCCUCGACACCGCUCGAUGUCGACCUCAUCGAUUUGGUGCAGCCGUUCGUCUCCGCUCCGGAUGUCGUGGACGCCAGCACCUCGCAGGCGCUGACGGCGCAGCUGGCCCGUCUGCUCCCCACGCUCCAGCAGGACCCUACCCCGGCCAUCCAGCUCUUGGUCAAGCUCAUCGAGCCCUACGACUUCGACGCCAUCCGAUCCAUCCAACCACCCGUCGACUUUGCCGCAGGGCUCGAUCUGGCCGCCGUGCCGUAUCAUCCGCUGGCGCUGGCCCUGCUCGAGAAGGCUUCGCUCAACGGCCGCCAUGCCGAGUUCAUCGCUAGCAGCCCGAGCAUCGUCUCGAACCUGGUUCAGCUGUGGCUGUCCACUGAGGACAUUGGCAUCGCUGAUCGGGCCACCAACGUCCUCUACGACCUGCUCCACGUCGACCGGGACCCGGCGAAUCCCACGGCCACCGAGGGCCCUGUCGGCUAUGGUGUUGGCUUCAUGUGGAAGCGUGUCUUUGGCGACCGCGACAUCUACAGCCUCUUCUUCCGCCUCUGCGGCGGGGACGUCCUCAAUCGGUCGCGCAAGACGGUUGCCCAGGCCCGGUUGAUGGCUUGGUUGCCGCGGGUCGGCGAGCUGAGCUGGGAGGCCAUCACGCUCUCGCAGCACGCAGAGGUGGAGCAGAGGUUUGGUCUGGCAACGCCCGGCCUGCUAAACUUCGCAGCCCUGCAUGUCGUUGACUACAAGGACGACAUCCUUAUGCACAUCAGCCUGAUUGAGUUCUACUCGGCCCUGCUGAAGACGUGCAGCCGGCCGUCAAGGAGUACUGGACAGUCGAAGUCACUUGAGUACCUCAAGGCCACAAAGGUGCACGAACGCACACUGAGCUACUUCCUCAACCCUGCGGCACACGAGUCGUUUGAGACAUCGUAUCUCUACAGGCCUGCGGCGCAUUACCUCGCCACGUACGCUAGCACCUAUCCUGAUGACUUUGAGGCCAGCGCCGAGAUACGCGCCGCCACGCUGCGCCGGCUCGUCAACGUCUUCAGUGACACCAAGCUCGCGCACUGGGUCCACGGCCACGCGCCCCAGCACGACCUGCACGUCCUAGCCUCGCUGCCACGCACCUCACUCCUGCCCAGCCCCACGUGGGACGCCAGCCCCCUCGCGCUGCUGCCCGCCGGCCGGAGCACCAACCCGGACGUGUUGCGCACGCUCGCCACCAUCUUCCACGGCCCUUCGGACGGCGCAGACUACGCCGAGUCCUUGACGUUCCCCCCUCCACCGCAGCAGCCGCCACAGGCCGACGACGAAGCAUCAGCGCAUACCAGCGAGGCAGAGGCGCCUGCCCGCCUCGCAGCCGAGCGCGCCGCCGCCCGCUCCCUGGCGGCCAGCUUUCUCGAGCACAACUCCGCCUUCUUCGCCGACCUCGUCACCGUCGCCGAGACGCUCGCGCUCAAGGAUAACGCGCUCGCGGCGCUGGACCUCGUCGCUGCGUUAGUAAUGGCGCAUUGGCCCUCUACCUCGGCGUCCGCCUCGCCCUCACCCACUCCUUCAACCAACACGCCAGCCCCGGACUCUGCAUCCGACGACGCGGCCUUCCCGCCCUCGGGUCCCUGCCUGCUGACCCGUCCCGGGAACCCGCUCCUCCCGUACUUGCUGCGUCCGGCGCCGACGGCGGCGCAUCUGGCCGGUCGCGACAGCGAGGCGGCGCACGCGCGCAUUGCGGCCCGCAAGUUCGAGGUGCUGCGCUUGCUGAAGCGGGAGCUGGAGCGGGAGAUUAGCGGCGGGAGCGCGGCGCCGGGCGCAAGGGGCGUGGUGGAGCUGCUGAGGGGACGAGAGGCCGAGGGCGCGUGGGGGAGGGGUGGGGAUGUGGGCGGGCAUAUUGCGGCGAUGGAGUUGUAGGAGGACUUGGGGUUUUGGGGAGAGGGGGUGUUGGCGCGGCGUUUUUGGGUUUGGUUAGGGCGAUGGUUGAUGGGAGUAGCGGUGUUGCUGGAUGGAUGGACGAUUGGUCUUUCUUGGUGCCGUGGGAUACUCCGUAAAGUAGGAGUAAGUAGUUAUCCAUGCGCGCGAGCUUUGCUCGGCGACUUCACGAUUCUUACAUACCUACCUAUCCAUGCAGUGGGC
Aplosporella prunicola CBS 121167 is the source of this 2340-nucleotide messenger RNA. RefSeq lists its product as uncharacterized. NCBI's taxonomy places the organism in Eukaryota, Fungi, Ascomycota, Dothideomycetes, Botryosphaeriales, Aplosporellaceae. The record is from RefSeq and is a predicted model, not a curated record. The coding region runs from base 154 to 2118 and encodes 654 amino acids. The transcript has a single exon.